UUUUGCUAACUGAAUAGUAAUUUUUGCUCUGUGCGUGUGAGAAAAGGAAGAAAAAGAGAGGUAGUAUAGAGAGCUGCUGCUGGUGUUUUGGAAGAAGGGUUACGAGGCUUUUUAUUAUUAUUGUUCGUACUACUCGUGCCCGGUUCCACCUCCUUUAUCCUGGCGAAAGGUUGGACGGUUAAAAAUGGAGGCGGAUAGAUCCGGCGGAGGACCAAACCCGAGCUCCGGAGGCGGCGGCAGCAGCAGCGGAGCGGGGCGCAACCCAAACGGGCCCAAAGCAGCAGCAGCAGCCGCAGCAGGAGCAGCACCGGGCCAGCAGCAGCAGACAUCGGUUGCUGCGGCGACCGGAGCCAUGGCAGCAGCGGCGGCGGCGGCAGCAGCAGCAGCCGGUGGAGGGGUUUCCAUGCCCGGAUCGUCGCAGCAGUUGCAGCAGCAGGCUCGGGAGCUCCAGCAGGACGGGGACGCGGGGAUGACGCUUCCUGGGAUCCUUCACUUCAUCCAGUACGAGUGGGGACGCUUCCAGGCCGAGAAAUACCGCUGGGAGGCGGAGAGAGACGAACUCAGGGCUCAGGUGGCGUUCCUACAGGGUGAGAGGAAAGGGCAGGAGAAUAUGAAACAGGACCUAGUGAGGCGGAUCAAGAUGCUGGAGUACGCCCUCAAACAAGAGAGGGCUAAGCACCAGAAGCUGAAGACAGGAAACGACCAGAGUCCCGGAGACAAGAAACCAGAGACAGAAGCAGACCAACUUCCCAAUGGGCCGGCUGAGUCAGAUGCUGAGCCAGCCAAUCAGAUGUCCUGGAAGGAGGGACGUCAGCUACUACGCAAAUAUCUCGAGGAAGUGGGUUAUUCAGACACUAUCCUGGACAUGCGGUCCAAGCGCGUGCGUUCGCUGCUCGGGCGGAGCAGCCCCGAGGCUAACGGGCCUCCGCCCAUUGAAACCUGUCCUGAGCCAGAGCCCCGGGCGGGCGGAGAGUCGUUGUUGGUCCGACAGAUAGAGGAACAAAUAAAGAGCCAACAGAACAAGAUGGAGAAAAGCUGUCUAAAACGGAGGGCAUCCUCCAUCAUGACAACAUGGAACGCGGGCAAGGAAAGCUCUAAGGAACGUCUGGGCGGCUCGGUGCUCGAUAAGAUCCCCUUCCUGCACGGCUGCGAGGACGACGACGAAGACGACAGCGACGAGGAGGACGACUUCCAAGGCAUGGCCACUGACUGCAUCGACGGACCGCGCAAGAGCAAGAAGUCUCGUGUAAAGAUGGGUUCGGAGCCCAUGACCACAGACCUGGACCCGGAGGACGAGGAGGACGAAGACGACUCGGAAGACGCCCUCAGUGAAUUUGACUUCCUGGGCUCGGGGGAGGAUGGGGAGGGGGCGGGAGAGGCCCGGAUUUCGGGGGACGGACGGGAGUUAGAGAACCGCAGGAACAAGUUGCAAGGCAUGAUGUCGGAUUUCCCCCCUAAACCCACCCCGCCCCCGUCUGUGUCGGGACAGGCUCGCUCUGGUGAAGGUGGCGCCCUGGGCUUCUCAUCCGACGUCUUCAUUAUGGAUGCAGUUGGAGGAGGGGACAUGAACCUGGGUGAACUGGCUGAUCUCACCGUCGCCAACGACAACGAUCUUUCCAUGGAUAUGCAGGAUAACAGAGAGGAGUUUAAGAAGACGUGGAACCCUCGUUUCACACUACGCAGCCACUUUGAUGCCAUCCGCGCUUUGACCUUUCACCCCAGCCAAGCGGUGCUGCUCACGGCCUCCGAGGAUGGAACACUAAAACUGUGGAACCUCAACAAGGCCAUGCACUCGAAAAAGAACGCAGCGUUGGAUGUGGAGCCCAUCUACACAUUUAGAGCACACAGUGGAGCUGCUCUGUCGCUGUCCAUGGGCGAGGACGGGGAAUCCUGCUACAGCGGGGGUCUAGAUGGAGCCGUCAGAUGUUGGAAGAUGCCAGACCUCAAUGUGGAUCCUUAUGAUAACUAUGAUCCUGGCAUCGAGAGCAGCGUACUAGCCGGCCACGAGGACAGCGUUUGGGGUCUAACGUACUCGGCAGUUCACCAUCGUCUCGCCUCGUGCUCGGCCGAUGGCACCAUUCGCAUCUGGGACCCUCAGAACUCGGCUCCCUGCCUGUCCGUCUUCAACAAGGAGAGAGAGCACGGCACACCCACCUCAGUAGCCUUUGUGGCCGCUGACCCUAACCAGGUGGUGGUGUCGUUCGACGCCGGCGAGACGCUGCUCUACGACCUCAACACAGAGCAGAGCGUCAUUGCGUUAGAGACGCAGACCAAGGAUGGCAGUGAGCUGAUCAACCGUGUGGUCAGUCACCCGAAUGAGUCCGUCUCCAUCACUGCACACGAGAACCGCACCAUCCGCUUCCUAGACAAUAAGACAGGUAAAGUCGUCCACUCAAUGGUGGCUCACCUGGAUGCGGUCACCUGUCUCACUACAGACCCUAAAGGCACUUACCUCAUCUCUGGCAGCCACGACUGCUCUGUGCGCCUGUGGAUGCUGGACAACAGGACGUGCGUGCAGGAGAUCACGGCUCACAGGAAGAAGCACGACGAGGCCAUCCAUGACGUGGCCUUCCACUCCUCGCAGCCCUUCAUCGCCAGCGCCGGCGCAGAUGCACUUGCCAAGAUCUUUGUCUGACAGCACUGACGUCAUUCUGAGUCCUACAAAACCUACUGGGCCAAAAGAGACUGAAGACUACAGUGGACAAAUUUCACCUGCUUACACACACACACAUACACGUAACACACACACACUUGUCCUGCACCCCACUGGCUGGGUCAUCGCCACAGGACGUCACCUCCCCCCCUCAAUCCCUCUCUGUUCUCUGAUGCCUCAGUGACUUCUUGUAAUACUAAUCACACUGCUUUUUUAUACAAAUCCCGGCUGCUCCGUUUUUCAAAUAAUCAUGUUUGGAGUAACACUUUUCUACACUACAAUACUCUGUUCUGCUUUUUUUUUUCAUUCUACCAACACUUAUUGCAAACCACCGUGUGUGUGUGUGUAUAUGUGUGUGUGACUGUAAACUGCUGACACACUACUCACAAAACCACCAAGGAAACGCUCGCACUGCACAGCGCACACGAUGCACCGAUAAUGCAACACCGCAUUUCAUUUGAGAUGUUUCUUUUCUAACAACUUGCUUGUGGCUAACACACGUAUGUAGGCAUGACUAAUAACGGUUAUCUCUCCCAGUGUCGGCGGUAGAAAACACCUGACUAACCUCCUCAUUGGGAAUCAAUGUAUUACAUUCCAAAGACUCCAGGUAGAUUGUGUGUGUGUGCUGUCGUAUUCGGGGGUUGGAGAAUGUUAAACUUAGUUGUGUGUGUGUGUGAACCAUUAGACAGUUGCUAACCAGUGUUGAACAAAUAGCUUUAAUUUCAACUUUAUGGCCAAGUCUCAUUGUGUGUCUGAGUAUUGUAGCGUCCCAACGAUUCUGUGUGUGUGUGUGAGAUAAAAUGUCACUCUGCUGUACAAGAUAAAUGAACAUAUUUCCACAAUCAUGGUCCAUUUCCACAGACUGAUGCUCUCUCACACCACAUACCAGCUAAAGAUAGAUAUCACGAGAGUGCAGUUAGACUUACAGGGGUAGUGAGGCCAGUCUGUAUGCUCUCAACAAAUGACACGGAUCGUAUCAUUUGGUGCUUUUUACUGUACAGAAGAGUGUGCGCAUGUUUGUAUAUGCACUAGUUUAAAUCACGGUGCUACGAAAAGACCUCGUCCUUCUUGAGUCAGAAUCAGGGACCUGUUUUUGUGUGUACGUGAGAAAGAGAGACUGUGUUUCUCACUCAUCGGAGCUAUAGAGCGGAAUCUGCUUUUUAAAUGACAUUUCAUCGUCUAAUCAUUUCAUUAACCGUGGUCACAUUUCAGAAUCGACGGUCGCCGUCAACGUCUCUCAUUAGAGGGGCAUGAAUAAUGUCGGCAUUGAUCGUUUCAGGCUUGAGGAGUGUACAGAGCUGGUGGUAAUUAUAUUACGGCGAGGACUGAAAAGGUUUCUUCAGAUGAGAGCCGUUCAGAUUUCAUUUCAUCUUGGAAGUCGGCGCCAGUUUGUAGGCGGCGGUGCUCGGUUCUGGGUCGUUGUUAUUUAUUCAGGCUUUCAAAAAAGAAAACUUGUGUGUGUGGAGGUUGAGGUUUUUCCUCGUCUUGUUUUUGACGUGCAUCAGUUGCACAGUAGCACAUUACCCAGAGAGCUGAUGAUGAUGUGAAGCUGGUCUCCUCUUUCUGAAGAGGAAGGGGAGAAAUGGCUCCAGGAGGGAGAAAGAAAAAGGAAUAAAGUCCAUUUUAAAUUCAGCCACUUUUGUCAUUUCAGAAAAGAGAAAAAAAAUAAGAAAGAAUUGAUUUAAGAUGGGCGGGUUGAUAUUAGUAUCAUGACUCUGAACCUAAUAUUGUUCCUUUAUGACACCUCACAUCUAUCUCUGUCUGUGUCCUGCAUUUAUACUGAUAAUAACUGCAGGACGCAUGUUUGUUUGUUUGCCCCUUAACAGCUGACCUGACUUCAACUUACUUGGUAAUUUGACCUUAUUACCUCGAGAAGACUGAUAAAAUCUGGUGUUAAAUCAGUUGUUUAAGGGGCAUCCUCCACUUCUUCAAGAUUACAGGGUCACACUAGGGGUCAGAGGUCAGAUCUAAGGGUUCAAAGUAGCCUAGAGGUGAACGCUUCUCUCCUAAUCACUGGGGAUACUAGCAUUCAUAGUUUUUCUUCCUGAAACAGGGUCUAAAUUUAGACAAGUUUCCGGUUGCAAAUCCAUUAUUGUACUGCUGCUGGACAUGACGUCCUGUUAUCACAUUCAACUACUAUCUGGCUCCACUUUGCACUACAUCUAAUCGUGGAUGCUCCUGGUGAGGAGUGGUUACAGACAGGGUGCAGAAAUAAUGUUUCGUAUACAAUCUGGAGUAAAUACUACAAGGGUGGAAGCUGCUGUGGCUCCCAGUUAUCUGAUAGUGAGAGUUACUGGUGGCCCACCCUCUCUGAGAAUAAAGACAAAUCAGUAGGACACAUCAAAAAAGAAAAAAAAAGGAAUCGAAACAGAGGUUGUAAAUGAUGACUAGAGAUGCCAUCACGUGCUGUAAAUGUCCAUCAUUUCCUUGUUUUCUUUCUUGCAUUUCUUUUCUUUGACUAUGAUUAUUAAGAUGUAAGAAUACUGUAGUAUCAUAAGUGAAUCAUUCUUCCUCGCUAGGCAUAGAAACUUGCUUGUGAUUGAUAAUGGCAAUGUAUAACUUGUAAAAAAGCAAAAUGAUUAAAAAACAUGAAAAACGAAGAAAACAAGUUUAAAAAAAAAAAAAAAAAAGAAAUCUGUUACCAGUCAGAGGCCAAGGUAAAGGACUCUCAUUUCUUUGUGUUUUUAUUUUUUUAUUAGCAAUUUAUCACUGUGUGAUAUUUUGUACAUCAUAUUAAGCUGUAUUCAAACUAUUUCCUCUAACUACAAGGGAUAAGAGACCUGCUUUUUAUUAAUUUUGUUUUAUUAUAUAUUUUUGAACUGCAUUCUAGCUUGUAUCAAAUGACUUUCUCUUUUUGUUUACGGGUCCCCUGUUGUAUGUCAUUAAGGAAGAAAAAAACAAAAAAUGAAGAUUUUGUACAGUGAA
Molecule: messenger RNA, 5578 nt
Organism: Sebastes umbrosus (honeycomb rockfish)
Lineage: Eukaryota; Metazoa; Chordata; Actinopteri; Perciformes; Sebastidae
Gene: strn4
Product: striatin, calmodulin binding protein 4
Exons: 19
Coding region: 185-2635 (816 amino acids)
Cellular component (GO): dendrite
Molecular function (GO): calmodulin binding; protein-containing complex binding; protein phosphatase 2A binding
Source: RefSeq, a predicted model, not a curated record